CUACACUGGCCCACCUUUCUGAAACGAUGCCGGUUGCUCCAUCCUCUAAGAUCAUCUCAUUCUCGAGCCUCACCAGUCUCGCACUACCCGAGCGCCUAUUUCCCCAACCCGUCCUUUGGCACCUCCGACCCAGGAAUAGUCCCGAAUCCUCACACUGUACCAUCUCAAGGGCCACCUUCAUUCUUUAGCUUGGCCACCUCGUCAACACCUGAUGAUCCUUUUCUCGCGCUUCUAUCUUCAGUCUAUUAUGCUGCUGUUCUGUCCGUAAUCAACAAUCCAUCUUCCCAAGAACUAGGCCAAAAGUUCAACCCGCUAACUCUCGCCCCAACCUUGAAAAAGGAGGUAUCAGACAGGAUACUCUCUCUUGACGAAGGUGUGAUCAAACACCCAUCCAUUGAGAAUCUCCAAGCCUUAGUCCUCUUUCUGUCGGUCGAUUCAAAUUCAUUCGAUCCAUAUGUGCAAUGGGUUCAGAUCGGAACAGCAGUGCGUACGGCCCAAUUUCUUGGCAUUCACCGGGAUGGGACAAGCUUUGGAUUAAGCCCUAUUGAAGUUGAAGUGCGGCGCCGUAUCUGGGCCCAGAUCUGCAUACUUGACGCCCGAUUUGCGGAACUUCUAGGUUGCGAACCUAGCAUCAGUGUAUCCUCGUAUGAUACUUGCCUUCCCUUAAGCAUAUGCGACCGGGAUCUUACCGAGAUCGACGAACAACAAAGAGCAUCGAUACAGGGACAAGAAAGAAAAUUCAAGACUCUUCAGGAGAUCGAACAAGAACAGGAACAGUACUCGCCCUUUUCGACCAUGACAUUCACUUUAAUAGAAGCCGAGCUAGCUCGGUUGAUGACUCAACUUUUCGGUAGCCGAUACCGCUCUCGCGACUCGAUCUUCCUCGGUUCGGUCCAGCCGGGUCAAUGGGCCCCGAGUGAAUCCGCACUCCAGUCGGACAGAGUUCGUUGGAUCAGACGUCUUGAGCAUCGCUUCGAGACUGUUUACCGCCUCGAUAGCCUCGAUACGACGAAUCCUAUACAAUUCAUGGUGUUGGAGACAAUGAGAAUUAGGAUAGAGCAGGCUAAAUUCGCUAUCCGUUUGAUGGAGUGGAAAGAUAUACAUGGGGGGCCUGGUGGACUGGGAGGUGCCCCUGAAAUGACCCACCUUUUUCGCGAUGCAAUUGCCUUGACCUCACGGACGCUAGCUCUUUCCAACCGGUUCCCCACCUCGCCAUAUAGUUGGUAUAUAAAGCGUCUGAAAGAAGCUUACACACCUUCAUUCCUCCUCUUCGCCCUUACAUCAGGAGGCACCAUGGAUCAAGGGGAUGUGGCUCUUGCGUGGGCCGUUCUAGACCAAAUAUUUCCAGUUGAUUCUGUGGGACGAGCACAGGAACAAGGCGUCGAACAAAGCCCGCUCGGUGUUCUCUUAAGGCGGGCAAAAGAGAAGAGGGAAGGCCAAGUUCGAUUUCCUACUGCGCAAGACUUCCGUCAACAGGCGAUGGAAGCUGCCGCUGGCAGUAGCCAUCCCAAUUUCUCUCCAAACGUAAACCCGCAUCCAGCUGUGACACUACCUACAAAUUCAAGCGGUAUGGGAAACUUUCAACCUGGAAAUCUAUUCGAAGAUUUUGACUCCAUCAUGCAAGAUCCGCUGUGGUCUCCUGGACUUCCAGGUGCAGAUGAUGGAUACGAGCCUUGGGUAUGAAUUUCUCCUUCUUUCUGUUGUCUUUUACGCUUUGUCUCCCACCCCUUCUCUCAUAUUUAUUUUUUACACUGUCAGGACGUUUCUAUUCCCCCCAUACAGGCUUACGGCCACUGGCCUUGCAGCCUUGUUUC
This is a messenger RNA of Lindgomyces ingoldianus, 1814 nucleotides long. RefSeq lists its product as uncharacterized. Lineage: Eukaryota; Fungi; Ascomycota; Dothideomycetes; Pleosporales; Lindgomycetaceae. Gene Ontology annotation, molecular function: DNA binding; zinc ion binding. The annotation marks the transcript as partial. Gene Ontology annotation, biological process: DNA-templated transcription. The record is from RefSeq and is a predicted model, not a curated record. The transcript is spliced from 3 exons.